Miniopterus natalensis is the source of this 1245-nucleotide messenger RNA. It is a transcript of the gene SERPINA12, whose product is annotated as serpin family A member 12. NCBI's taxonomy places the organism in Eukaryota, Metazoa, Chordata, Mammalia, Chiroptera, Miniopteridae. Gene Ontology annotation, molecular function: serine-type endopeptidase inhibitor activity. The record is from RefSeq and is a predicted model, not a curated record.
AUGAACCCCCCGCUGGGCCUGGGCCUGCUUCUGGCUGGCCUCCUCACUGUGGAAGGUCUUCUGAAGCCCAAUGUUUCUCCAAAGAAUCAUGGAGCUGUGAGCCUGGCCCAAGAGUGGAAGGGAAGGAGGGCAGCCCAGGAGCUAGCGAGGCAGAACGUGGACUUCGGCUUCAAGCUGUACAGGAAACUGGCCUCCACUGGCCCCAGCAAGAACAUCUUCUUUUCCCCCAUAAGCAUCUCCACAGCCUUCUCCGUGCUGUGUCUAGGUGCCCAGAACACCACGCUGGCCGAGAUCAAGCAGGGCCUCAACUUCAGGGGUAUGUCGGAGAAGGGCCUCCAUGAGGGUUUCCAUUACCUUAUCCAGAGUCUGAACCAGAAGACCCAGGACCUCCAGCUGGACCUCGAGAACUCCUUGUUCAUUGACCAGAGGCUGCGGCCAGAGGAGAAGUUUAUGGCAGAUGCCAAGAACCUGUACAAUGCAAACAGUGUGCCCACCAACUUCCAGAACUUAGAAAAUGCUCAGAAGCAGAUCAAUGACUAUGUCAGUCAGAAAACCCAGGGGAAAAUCGAUAACCUGAUCAAGAAUAUAGAUCCUGGCACUGUGAUGCUUCUUGUUAACUGUAUUAUCUUUCGAGCCAGGUGGCGAUAUGAGUUUGAUCCAAAAGCAACCAAAGAGAAAGACUUCUUUCUGGAUGAAAACAAGCCAGUGAAGGUGCCCAUGAUGUUCCACGGGGGCAUGUAUGCGGUUGGCUACGACGAGCAGCUCGGCUGCACGGUCCUGGAGAUGCCCUACUUCAACAACGUCACGGCCACCUUCGUCCUUCCCGAUAAGGGCAGAAUGAGGCAGGUGGAGGAGGCCCUGACUCUGACCACUUUCGACAGAUGGAAAAAGCUAAUCACGCGAAGGGUUGUCGACGUGUCCUUGCCCAGGUUCUCCAUCACUGGCACCUACGACCUAAAGAAGACUCUCUCCCAACUGGGCAUCACCAAAAUCUUCGAGGCGCACGGUGAUCUCACCAGGAUAGUCCCUAAUCGAAGCCUGAAAGUAGGUGAGGCGGUGCACAAGGCCAAGCUGAAGAUCGAUGAGAAGGGCACGGAGGGGGCUGCGGGGUCCGGGAUGCAGACGUUGCCCAUGGAGAGGCCUUUAAGCUUCAAGCUGAACAGAUCCUUUCUGCUGAUGAUUACAGAGAACCUCACCCCUACCAUGCUCUUCAUGGGAAAGAUUGCUAAUCCUGCUGGCACCUAA